AUACUAUUUCAAACGGUGGAAUAUAGUGACUUGGAGUCAGGUAAAAAUAGCGGGUGAUAGUCAGGUAAGCUAAUUCUUCUACUAAAGUAUCAACAUGCAUGUUAGCCAAAUGGUUGUAGCUUUAGCUGUUGCUAAAAGAGACGCCGAUCUCGAUGCCGAGUUUGAGGAAUCUAUGGAAGAAAUAGAGUCUAUGAAAAAGAAAUGCAAGGCUUUAGAGUACGCUACUCAUACAACGGGACUCGUUACCAACCUUAUUGGUGACAUUCCAGACAUUCCAUUAGUGACCGAAACAGUCCAAGUAGUUGCAUCAGGGGUUGCUGCAGUAGCCCACGUUGCUGAGUAUGGAAUGAAUAUAGCCUCAACAGCAAUGGAAUGCGAUGAUUGGAAUUUCGAAGAAGUAAAGGCGAUCAUGGAAAAAAGAUUCAGUGAGAUUGAUAGAAAACUAGAUAAAAUGACAGAAGCGAUGGAGCGAGUAACGGAGAUGGCCACUAAAACCUACGAUGCUGUUGAAAAAACUAGGGAAGAAAUGAAUUGGGGAUUUAAAAACAUACUGACAACGCUUAAAAAUCGCGAGGUACUACCUAUACUGAAAAGAAUGAAUAAAUUUUCGCGAUACUUUGAGGAAAUGAGAAACGAAUUGAGCAAACUACCAGAAAACCAAUUCAUAUUCAGGUUGACGAAAAAAGACAACAUUCUUGAUUAUUUGAAAAUUGCAAGAAAACCUGAAGGUCUGCACUCCGAUUUACUUGAGCUCAUGGAUAAAAAUUAUAAUUACGCUAUUCCUACUGAUGCAAAGGAUUCUAAAGCAUUUCAAGCACUUUAUGCCUUAUUUUACGGUACGCAAACGUAUGCAGCAGUAAUGUUUUUUCUCCUAAAACAACAUGCCUAUUUAGCGGAUUACUAUUAUCAAGACGGCCAAGAUAAAAAAUUUAACGAACAAUUUGAAAUCAUGGUAGCUACAUUUAAUGAAUUUAAAACAUCCCUUACUGGAAGCCAUGGUGUAAUUAACGAAGUCGUUAAAUCAGUAGAUGAAGUAAAAAACAAAGAUUUCAUUAAAGAUGUUAAGAAUGAGUUAUACGAAGAUAUUUCUCGAAGAGGAAGUAUCCUAAAUGAACUGAAAUCCAAAAUUACAGGAAUGGAAUUGAAUAUUAUAGAAGAUACACCAGAACCCGUAUUUGAUUAUGACUUUACUGAACCAGUCAUUCCCUCUAACUAUUUGGACUGGGAGGACAAAUCUAAAAUACGAUACGCUGUGCAGUUUAAAAGUACGGACGGUACCUAUUCUAGAUUCAGCCAGUGGAUGGAACCUAUAAAGGUAGACGGAAAAGCAAACCCAACAAUUAAAGUCCAUAGAGACGAACGUGAAAGAUCAAGGCUUGUUUUCCGAAAAAUUAACGAUGGAAAACCUCAAUUAAUAGGAGUUUUAACAAAAUCUCAGGUAGAAUUUCGAGAUGUUGAUCGAGAUCUUUACGAAGCUUCAAGAGCUAAGGAUCAAAGUAAAGGAUUAGAAUGUAUCCCUAAGUUAAUCGAGGCAGGUGCUUAUAUAAGUGCAAGAUUUGAAAUGAAUAGAUGCGUUAUGCACGGCGCAGCUGAGAGUGGAAAUGCAAAAAUUGCGUUGCGGUACCUUAUAGAUGACAGAAUAGGAGAGAUUCUGGAUGCAAAAGAUGACAAUGGUUUUACUCCAAUGCAUGUUGCUGCGAGUACUAGGAAUGCUGGUUUUGUGAAGUUUUUAGGCGACCGAAACGCAGACGUAAAUGCCCAGACAGCAGAAGGAUUAACACCACUACAUAUUGCUGCGAAGAACGGCUUCUACAUCUCAGCUCAAAAUUUACUUGCUUAUGAAAGAACUGAAAUCAAUAAACCAGAAAAAUCUGGUUAUACACCUUUACAUUACGCUGUACGUGGUACAGCAAAAACCAUUAAACUUUUGCUUGCUGAUGAACGGAUUGAAGUAAAUGCCCUAUCUGAUUUUGGUCUGACACCUUUUCACUUGGCUGUCAUGAAAGGUAACCGAGAAAUUUGUGAUGCUUUAUUAAGCAGUGGGAAAGUCGAAGUGAAUACUGGAAACAGAGAUGGCAUGACUCCUUUGCAUUUUGCAGCUUUAGAAGGGAAUGCAGACAUGAUUCAGUACCUUCUUUCAGGGAAGAAAGAAGUCGAGAGAGUAAACCCUAAUGCCGCUACCCCGGCUAGUAAUUGGACACCACUUUAUUUUGCUAUUUAUUUUAAGCAAAAAGAUGCUGCACUUGAACUUCUCAAAAGUAACAAUGUUGAUAUCAGUAUAUCUUCUAAAGAAAAUGUAUCACCCCUUCAACUUUCAAUUGCAAACGGGAUAACAGAAGUGUUCGAUGAAUUGUUGAAAAAGAAUCCUAAUCUGGAGGCAACGUCAAACGAAGGUCUUACUGCUCUUCAUGUCGCUGCCUUACGUCCGGAGACUGUUUUUACUUCAAAGUUACUUGACAAAAACGUUAAUAUAAACUCAGUGUCCAAAGAUGGCUCGACUCCUUUACAUUUAGCAUCGAAGGCUGAUAAGAAAGAUCAGAUAUCCUUUUUAAUAAGCAAAGGAGCUAAUAUGAAAUUAUAUGAUAAUCAGAAUUUCUUACCAAUACAGUAUUCAAUUAAAAAUAUUAAUUUGCAAGCAAUGAGAGAAGCUAUAAGUCAAGAUCCAAGUAUAGUUGAUGGACAUACUCAAGAAGGGCGAGAUGUAUGGAUGUACUGUCUUCAGUUUAUCAUCGGAGCCGUCAGCCAUUAUCGAAGGAACCAAGAUUCAAAUGAGUAUCGAAAAUACAAAGACUUAGAACCAUUCGAGGUUUAUAAUAAAUUGGGUUAUUACGAUUUACUAAGAAUCGUAGUUAAUAAUUCGUCGACGGAAGCUUAUGUUCAAGCAACAAUGGAUAUUGCUGAUCGAACUGCUAGAGUGUGCAUAGAAAAAGAAAAAAACCCUGAUGCCGAACCAUGCUUACUUAUGGAUGUUCGCUCAAAGCGUAACAUUGAAGCUGUUGAUUCAAAAGCCUAUCUGUAUCCAAAAAUACGUCCAAUAAAGGAAACUAUUCACAAUCUCAUCGAAACGAAACUAUCCAAUAGCAGUAGCUCUUUUCCAAAUGCAAAGAGCUCAUUGGUUCAAAGUAUGGAUGCUAAUGGAAUAUUGCUUCUGGUGGAUCUUCUUGUUAGAAAACUCACAAAUGAGAAGUAUAAUAUGAAAUUGAAAGCUCCGAUGUCUGCAUUAGAAUCUCAAGUCACCGCAUUGGAAAUUGUGGAAAAAGUUAGUAAUUUUGUAGACAGCGUUAGUGAUGUGAAAGCAGAAGAGUUAAUCGAUCUUGCAAAAUUGCACUCAGAUGUAUACAAAUCCAUAGAAGGUGGAAAUAGCAAUAUGAUUCUCAGUCUUCUGUGUGACCAGUUGAGGAGUAUUGUAGAUCCUGAGAGCCUGGAGGAAUUCCUUUCAGAUCUUGUUUCCGAUGUUCCAGGGGGCCAGGAUGCUUUUAAGACCGUAAAAGAAUAUUGCUUGUCUGAAACUAAAAGCGAAACCAACUUUCAUCGAACUAACGAAAUGCGUAUCAACAAAAUUUUCAGAGUUGAAGCUGUUGCUAAAAGAGACGCUGACCUCGAUGCCGAGUAUGAAGAAGCAAUGGAAGAAAUUGAGUCUAUGAAAAAGAAAUGUAAGGCUUUGGAGUACGGUACUCAUACAACAGGUCUCAUAACCAAUCUAAUCGGAGAUAUACCAGACAUUCCUCUUGUCACCGACAAGGCAAAAAAAAUUGCUGCAGGCGUAUCUGCAGUAGCUCACGUAGCUGAAUAUGGAAUGAAUAUUGCCUCGACAGCGAUGGAAUGUGAUGACUGGAAUUUUGAAGAAAUAAAAGCAAUUAUGGAAAAGAGAUUUAGUGAGAUAGACAGAAAACUUGACAGAAUGGCACAAGCUGUGGAAAAAGUCACCAAAAUGGUAACUGAAACUUUAUAUGGAGUUGAGAAAACUCGCGAAGAGAUGAAAUGGGGAUUUAAAAACAUACUAGCAACUCUGAAAAAUCUCAAAAUACAAUCAAUAUUAAGUAAAAUAAAUAAAUUCUCUCGAUAUUUUCAAGAAAAACAAGACGAAAUAGGUAGGCUGCCGGCGGAUCAAUUCCUAUUUCGUUUAAAAGAAAAAGACGGUAUUCUUGACUUCUUGAAGAAAGUGAGGUUGCCAGAAGGUUUGCAUUCAGAUCUGUUUGAUCUAAUGGACAAAAACAAUAAUUUUGCGAUUCCUGAGAAUGCUGAUGAUUCCAAAGCAUUUCAAGCUUUGUAUGCUUUAUUUUAUGGAACGCAGACUUAUGCUGCAGUUAUGUUUUUUCUUCUAAAACAACACUGUUAUCUUGUUGACUUCUACUAUCAGAAUGGCAAAGACGCACAGUUCAAUGAUCAAAUAACUCUUUUAAUCACAACCUUUAAUGAAUUCAAAACAUCCUUAACUGGAGACAGGGGUUUAAUUAACAACGUCAUUAAAACUUUGGACGAAGUUAAGGACAAGGUUUUCAUUCCAGAUGUCAAGAAUGAGUUAUAUGUAGACAUAUCAAAGAGAGUAAAUACUUUAAAAGAACUAAAGUCUAAAAUUGCAGGUAUGGUCUUAAAUGUCAUAGAGGACAUGCCACAACCUGUUGAUAAUAUCGGCUUCUCAGUGGUAAGUGUUAUUCCAUCUAACUAUGGAGAUUGGGAUGAGAAGGCAAAAGUAAGUUACGCUGUACAGCUAAGAAAAGAUGGUGCUUACUCUAAGUUUAGUCGAUGGUCUGAGCCUAUGAAAGUGGAGAAUCAAGCAAACCCUGUAGUUACAGUACCCAGAGACGAACAAGGAAGAGAGAGGCUUAUUUUUCGAAAAUUUAAUGAGAACAAGCCUGAGCUAGCAUACAUUUUAACGAAAUCUCAAGUGGAAUUUCGAGAUGUUGAUCGAGAUCUUUAUGAUGCAGCGGGAAGUAGAGAUCAAAUGAAAGCUUUGGAAUAUAUUCCUAAGUUACUUGAAGGAGGAGCACACAUUAAUGCGGUUUUCGAAACUAAAAGAAGCAUCAUGCAUGCUGCCGCUGAAAGUGGAAACGUAAAAAUUGCAAUGCGAUACCUUAUCGAUGAAACACAAGAUGAUCUUUUGAAUGCUAAGGAUGAAAAAGGAUUUACUCCGCUACACGUUGCAGCUGGCACGAAAAACGCUGGAUUUGUAAACUUCUUGAUCACUCUUAAAGCAAACGUGAAUGUCCAAACAAAUUCCGAUAGUUUAACACCACUCCAUAUAGCUUCGAAAAAAGGGUUUCAAAAUGCGGUUAAGCAUCUACUUGCUGCAGAAAAAAUUGAAAUUAAUCAACAAGAAAAAUCGGGCUAUACGCCUUUACAUUUUGCUGUACGUGGUACCCCAAAAACUAUCAAACUCUUGCUUGAUCAGGAAAAUAUCCUAGUUAAUGCAAAGUCAAAUUUCGGCCUGACUCCUUUCCACUUGGCUAUCAUGAAAGGGGAUAGAGACAUAUGUGAUGCAUUGUUAAGUAGUGGCAAAGUAGAUGUAAAUGCUGGAAAUAAAGAUAAUCUAACACCACUUCACUUCGCUGCAAUGGAAGGAAAUAUAGAUAUGAUACAGUACCUUCUGUCAGGAAAGAAAGAAGUUGAGGAAGUAAAUAUCAGUGCUGUAACGUCUGAUAAUAAUUGGACACCACUUUAUGUGUCUCUAUAUUUCAAACAGGAAGAUGCAGCCCUUGAAUUUCUUAAAAACAGCAGGAUUGAUAUUAGUAUAUCUUCCAAAGAAAAUGUAACACCACUUCAGCUAUCUGUUGCAACUGGACAAAUGAAGGUGUUCGAUGAAAUAUUAAACAAAGAUUCUAAUCCUGACGCAGUAUCAAAAGAUGGAUUUACUGCCUUGCAUCUAGCAGCUUUGAGGCCAGAGACCAAUUUUACUGCAAAAUUGUUGGUUAAAAAUGCUAACAUUGAUGCAAAAACAGAUGAUGGUUCUACUCCUUUACAUUUGGCGUCAAAAUCUGACAACACAAAUCAAAUCAUACUUUUAAUAAACCAGGGGGCAAAUAUGAAACUGUAUGAUAAGAAAGAACUUUUACCAUUUCAACAUUUUAUAAAAAAUGUAAAUCUUGAAGCUAUGAGAGCAGCGGUAAAUAAAGAUCCAAGUAUUGUUGAUUUUUUCACAGAUGAAGGUCUUGCUAUAGGGAAGUAUUGUUAUAAUUAUAUCUUUAGCAAGAUCUAUGAUUAUUACGAUAAUAAAGAUUCUAUUCAGUUUCAAAAAUACAAAGAUUUACCACCGUUAGAAGUUUUCAACAAGAUGGGUUACUAUGAAAUACUGAGAAUUGUAACAAAUGAUCCUUUGGCAGAUAUUUUAGUCAACUCGAUAAUGGAAACAAUUAACAAAGGAGUUCGAAUGUGCUUUGAAAGAGAAGAAAAAACAAAUGAAACACCAUGUAAUUUUACAAGCAUUCGUAUGAAGCGUAAUUUUGAAUCAAUUGAAUUGACAAAGCUGCAACCAACGCAUUUUUCUACAAACUCUGGCAGUACUAGUAAGAAUUUAAACAGUAAAAGCUCCUUUGACGCGAAACUAGCUGAUGAUCGGAAUCAUUUUCCAAAUGUUAAAAACUCUUUCGGGCAAAAUAUUGAUACUAAUGGAAUUUUGCUGUUGAUGGAUCUUUUUGUUCGAAAAUUCACAAAUGAGAAGUACAAAUGGAAUGUCAAAGAACCGUUGUCGACUUUAGAAUCUCAAGCUGAAGCAUUGAAAAUUACCGAAAAAUUUAGUGAAUUUGUAGACAGUGUUAGCGAUGUACCAGCAGAAGAGUUGGUAGAUCUCGCUAAGUUGCAUUCAGAUAUAUACAAAUCCAUUGAAGGUGGAAAUAGCAACAUAAUUCUGAAUAUUCUAUGUGAGCAGAUGAAGAGUAUUUUAAAUCCUGAGCAAAUGGAAGCUUUCUUUUCAGAUCUCGUUACUAAUGAUCCUGGCGGAGCAUCUGAAAAACAAAACCCUCUUAACACUGUAGCGCAACACUGCUUGUCAGAAACAAAAAAAGGCAAUACAAACUAAAUUUACGAAAUGUCUUCACUGCUGGUGGUAAUUAAAUUUCUAAUUCAAAAUUGCUUCUGAGCUUUUUGGAACUAUUUUCUAACCUUACUAAUUAUUGAUUUAUGUAAUUUAUCAUACUAAGUAUAGAAUCUGAGAAAGCAGAAGUUUUCUUGUCCGAUCUUGUUUCAGUAUUCCGGUUCAGAGCCCCAAAUUCAAAAGUCUAUUACCACCUUAAAGCAACUAGGCUUGAGUAAUAUUUAUACUCCAAAAUGUUUCUUUUUUUAUCCAUGAUUUAUCAAGCUCUAUAAAAUUUAUUUUGCAAUACAAAUUAUGGAAUUUCAUGCCAUUAUCUUCCCUUUUAUUAAUAAUCUAAGCACACAAUUUGUAACCCAAAAGUUUGUUACUCAAUUCAUUCAUAAAAGUUUGCUUCCGGAACUCUUCAACCGGAUAUUUUGCUGCUCUCUUUAACCCGAAUAACCCGAAUUUAUGUUAAUGUUAUAUUUCUAUUAGAUACUUCGUAUAAUAUAAAUUGUUUUAGUUUUUUUGAAUUAAUCAAAUCUCAUUUUUCAAUUUAAUUAUUAUUAUUUAAAAUAUAUAUGUAUGGAAAUUUUUAGGUUCGUGUUCAACUAAGGUUUUUUAGGUUUUGAUCGAUUUAUAAACUAAGGAAAAUUGCCUAUUUGGAAAAAAAAUUAUAUAUAAGAGAGGCUUUUUUGAAAGAACAAUAAACAAGUUUAACAAUUUACAAGUUUAACAAUUUAAACUAAUCAGCAUAUAUAUAUUUAUUUAUUUCAUGAGGCUUUCAAUACGAAUUCUACAUUUUAUGCUUUCAAAUAUAUAAAUAUAUCCAAGGAGAAUAUAAUACUUAAAUAAUAAAAAAAAUAGUUUGAACUAAGUGAAAAUUGAAAAUAACUGAGAUGCGGUCAGAAACAGUGCGAUUGGAUGAAUAAAUGUUACACUUAAAAAAUUUGUUUAUAAAUUAUUUUAAGUAUAAAACUAAAUUUUUUAUAACUUCAUAUGACUGUAAUUAAAAACACAAGCAUAUUGUUUUCUUAAACUGAAAACAUUUGUCAUAGAAACUAAUGUAUUUUUAUGACACAAUUUGUAUUACAAUUUUGUGUAAGUUGUUUAUAGGAAACAUGUACCGUUUUUGUUAUAUUUCUCCUGUGAAAUUUUACGGUACAAAUGGAUUUUAUGGUAAAAAGUACUGACACCCCUAGACCCGGUAAUUUUAAUCGUAAUUUUUAAUGAUUUUUUAUGCUUAUUCUAUAAGUUUGAAAACUAAUGCUUAUGUGGACGAAAGGUACAUUUUGAAGAUAAAUCUUCCUAAAUAUAUGUUUUUGCAUAAUUUUUAAAAUGUUAGAAAUUUGCCAGUUUAUACAUCCAUGACUCUCAAGGAAGAAUAUAUCUUUAAUUAGUGAAUUACCUUGACUAAUGUUUAACCUUAAUAUAUGAAGGUAUAAAACAUUAAAUUGAAACCAUACGAGGAAUUACUUGUUCCGAAAAAAAUUGAACACGCUUUAAUUCGAAAAUUAUAUGCUGUUAAAGCAACUUACUUUACAUAUUAUAUCUACAUUUCAUAUCUACAUAUCUAAACACACUUUCUAUGCACACGUUAUUUAUCAUUCAAUGUACCACAUAUGUAUCUUAUUAAGUUAGAAUUUCAUUUUUUUAAAUUGAAAUUAAUGUGUGUACUAUAAUUGCUUUGAUAUGAGUGUAAAUUAUUCAAAUUGUUCUAUUAACAGAUUGGGAAAAUAAUAUUUUUCGUAUAAAUAAAAAUAUCGUUGUA
This is a messenger RNA of Parasteatoda tepidariorum (common house spider), 8780 nucleotides long. Lineage: Eukaryota; Metazoa; Arthropoda; Arachnida; Araneae; Theridiidae. The record is from RefSeq and is a predicted model, not a curated record.